AUGCCGAAUUAAAUCCAUAGUUUCAUAAAAAAAUUCCACAUGGUUCCCAAUGUAACUAACUCGAUUAACUUCCUCUUUCUAUGCCUUCAGUUCAGUCCCUCCUCCUCCCUUCACACUCCCACUUGCUACUCAGUCCUCUGUCUCUCCAAUGGCUUCUCUCGAAAUAGAAGACGACGCCAACGCUGCCGCCGCCAAGACGCCAAAGCCACCAAUCUCCCACCAAGACAACGACGACGACGAAUCCCCAAUUGAGGAGGUCCGGCUCACCGUCUCCAACCAUGACGACCCCACACUCCCCGUAUGGACCUUCCGCAUGUGGUUUCUGGGCAUCAUAUCCUGCGUCCUCCUCUCCUUCCUCAACACUUUCUUCGCCUACCGCACAGAGCCUCUCACCAUUUCUAUGAUCUCCGUACAGGUCGCCACCCUCCCAAUCGGGCGGUUCAUGGCCAGAACGCUUCCCACAGCCAAGUUUCGAAUUCCUGGAUUCGGAAACAAGUAGUUGUCGCUUAAUCCGGGGCCGUUUAAUAUAAAAGAGCAUGUGCUGAUUUCGAUAUUUGCUAAUGUGGGAUCGAAUGCAGGAGGAGGCGCUGCUUAUGCAAUUAGUAUCAUUGACAUUAUCGUGGCUUUCUAUCGUAGGAAGAUUUCCUUCUUGGCUAGUUGGAUUCUCGUCAUCACCACCCAGGUAUUGGGAUAUGGAUGGGCUGGGAUUAUGAGGAAAUUCGUGGUGGAUCCUGCCCAUAUGUGGUGGCCGAUUAGUCUUGUUCAGGUUUCCCUUUUUAGGGCUCUGCACGAAAAAGACAGCAAUCGAAUGUCGCGAGGUAAAUUCUUCUUGAUUGCGCUGAUCUGCAGCUUCUCCUGGUACUCGUUUCCUGGAUACCUUUUCCCAACUUUGUCAACCAUUUCAUGGGUCUGUUGGGUAUUCCCCAAGUCAGUAACAGCCCAGCAGAUUGGCUCAGGCAUGAAGGGUCUCGGUCUUGGAGCUUUUGCAAUUGACUGGUCUGUCAUAGCUUCAUACCUAGGCAGCCCCCUUAUCACUCCAUUCUUUGCCAUUGUCAAUAUCAUUGUGGGCUAUAUUGCAAUGAUAUAUGUGAUAAUGCCAAUAGCUUAUUGGGGCUUUAAUACAUACGACGCAAAGAAGUUCCCAAUUGUCUCCUCACAUUUAUUCAAUCACCAAGGAGAGUUAUAUAAUGUAUCUGCCAUUGUCAACAAUAAGUUUGAGAUAGACCUUCCAACAUAUCAGAAGCAAGGGCAUCUGUACCUGAGUUCCUUCUUUGCAAUUACAUAUGGGAUUGGUUUUGCUGCAAUUGUUUCCACCCUGAUGCAUGUAGCUUUGUUUAAUGGAAAGGAGAUACUUCAACAGUUCCGAGCUUCAUAUGAAGGAAAGGAAGAUAUACACACAAGAUUAAUGAAAAAAUAUAAAGGCAUACCUAAUUGGUGGUUUUACCUGAUGCUUGUGUUUUCAUUAGCACUGUCUCUAUAUUUAUGCAUUUUCAUGAAAGAUCAGAUACAAAUGCCAUGGUGGGGACUCAUUUUUGCAGUAGUAAUUGCUUUGACUUUCACGCUUCCAAUUAGCAUUAUAACUGCCACAACGAAUCAGUCACCAGGACUAAACAUCAUCACAGAGUACCUCAUGGGUGUUAUAUUACCUGGCAGACCGAUAGCCAACGUUUGCUUCAAAACCUAUGGCUAUAUAAGCAUGAGUCAGGCAGUUUCCUUUCUCGCUGAUUUUAAGCUAGGGCACUACAUGAAGAUUCCACCAAGAUCAAUGUUUUUAGUGCAGUCCAUAGGCACUGUAAUAUCAGGAACAGUGAACACUGCGGUGGCAUGGUGGCUGCUGACCACGGUUGAAAACAUAUGUCAGGAUAAUCUACUCCCUCCAAACAGUCCCUGGACAUGUCCCGGAGACCGUGUUUUCUAUGAUGCAUCUGUCAUCUGGGGUUUGGUUGGACCUAAGCGAAUCUUUGGCAGUCUUGGAAACUACUCGGUACUCAAUUGGUUUUUCCUUGGAGGUGCAACAGGACCUGUCAUCGUAUGGCUUUUGCACAAAGCUUUUCCCAAGCAGAAAUGGAUUGCCCUGAUUAAUCUUCCGGUACUCUUGGGAGCAACAGCUAUAAUGCCACCAGCUACAACUGUGAACUUCAAUUGCUGGAUUGUGAUUGGAAUAAUUUUCAACUACUUCAUCUUUAAGUACCACAAGAAGUGGUGGCAGAGGUAUAAUUAUAUCCUUUCAGCAGCUUUGGAUGCAGGUUUGGCUUUCAUGGGGGUUCUUCUAUACUUCACUUUGACGAUGGAGGACAUAUCCGUAUCCUGGUGGGGUAGUGAGGGUGAGAAUUGUCCCCUGGCUUCAUGCCCAACUGCCAAAGGUAUUGUUGUUGAUGGAUGUCCCGUUUAUUAGUUUCAAUUCAGUCGUUAAAACAAAGCUACUUUCUAGUUUAUUGGAGUUUUUUUUAACAAAUUAUCAAUCAUUUCUUUCCUCUA
Hevea brasiliensis (rubber tree) is the source of this 2478-nucleotide messenger RNA. Its product is annotated as oligopeptide transporter 2. NCBI's taxonomy places the organism in Eukaryota, Viridiplantae, Streptophyta, Magnoliopsida, Malpighiales, Euphorbiaceae. Gene Ontology annotation, biological process: transmembrane transport. The record is from RefSeq and is a predicted model, not a curated record. Gene Ontology annotation, molecular function: oligopeptide transmembrane transporter activity. The transcript has 6 exons.